CUCUAAGCCAGCUAUAAGAACCCUCUCAUUCCCUCACCCCGCAUCGAAGCUUAGGCCACCAGCAACACCAUCUGCCCCUCUCAACUCUCAUCUAAGCCCAGACAACUCCCCUCCAGGCGACCUCAAUAUGCCUGCAUUGACAAGAAGACCAAGCACGAGCCAGGCCUCCAGCCACGAUUCUCACAGCCGGAGGAGCAAUGACUCGUACGAGGCACAUUCUACCACUCCGACUUCCAUCUACACCUCCCCACGGCCAUCAGAUGCCAAGGCCCUGUCAUCCUCAAGCAGCAGUGGAAGCUACACUUCGAGCACAAGCAAGCCCAGGCACCAGCGGUCGUAUGGCAACUACCAAGAAGACAUAAGCCCUGGUACAUCUCUGUAUCCGCGGUCAUCGGUUGACACGUACGCUUCCACCACAGCUUCGGAGGAGGACCUAAAAGCUUUGGAACUCGACGCUACGGACGGCCCGAUGGACUAUGAGUACAGCAAUAUUCCUCCGCUGCCCAUUUACCGUCGAGAAGUCAUCGAACCCAACGUCCGCCCUUCCACACCGCCCGAGUUUGCGAAGCUGUUCCCAUCCCUCAACAGAUUCUCCAUCCGCCACGAUGAGCUGACCUCCGACGGCAACAUGAACUUGCGCAUAGACACUGUCGUGACUGGCCGGAGACGAACCGCCAUCCAGCUCUUCCAUCUGCGCAUGUAUGACCUGGCAAAGCGGGAGUUUUCGCUGCGACGCUACUGCCGUGACUCCGGCCGCGAGGUGUGUAACUCGAAGCGCAAGUACAUUGAGCCCACAGCCCCAAAGCCGGCAAAUGAGAGCGAGGGCGGUCGUCCGACUCUACAACGAUCAGUGACGAGUGCCAUAAAGACGUUGAGCGGUGGAGGUGGGAAACCCGGCUUUGGCAGGAGGAACUCGGGCGGUUCCAUCUUUGGCCCUCGUUCACCACUCAGCAACACCAGCGUGAGGCCAGGAACCAGCAACAGCCAUACCUCUUGUGAUGGCGAUGACGAGUACUUUGGAAAUUCCACUUCGCGUUUGUCACUGACGAACAACCGACUCGGGCCCAAGGCGAAACCGCAGCGACCAAUGCCCACCAACACCAUCAAGCUCGAGUUCAGUAACUAUGCCCGCGUCGAUAUCCACCGCCGCGGAAGCAGCAAGAACAAGCGAUAUGAGUUUGAGUGGUGGGGCCAUGGCUACGCCUGGAAACGGUCUGUCGACAAGCAGCUUGGUUUGGUGUCGUUCCACCUCGUGCGUGACGCCAACGCCAACACCCCUGUCGCCCAUAUUGUGCCGGAGACAAGGUCGCCAAGUCAGGUGCUCGCCGAUGAAAGCGCCGGUGGCUGGCUCCCUCCAUGUUUCAUGUGGUUCGCCGAUGAGUCAAUCCUCGAUGCUAUGACUGAUGUUGCAGAUGUCAUCAUGGCAACCGGCCUCAUGGCUCUGGUCGAUAACUGUAUCAAGGAGCGGUGGCAGACCAAGAAGAUCCAUCGCAUCCCGGUGCCGUUGACCUCCAAGACAGUUGAUGUUGCUCCCAAGGCGUUUAUGCAGCACGUCUUUGGCCGCCGCAACUCGAACGAGGGGCAUUAUCACACGAAUCCGCCCAGUGCUCUGCGCUUUAUGUAUCCCGUAUCGGCCUACUAGAGACUGCAAACUCGACUUCUCUUAUGACAGAGUGCCCUUUGAUCGCCAUUUCAAGGCGAGAUGGGAGAAAAAGAUCCAACCAACUUGGUCUAUUUACGGAAAAGCUUGCCUGGAAGAGUCCAGGCGUCCUAGACUCCAGUCUUUCAGAUACAGAAAGCG
This is a messenger RNA of Phialemonium atrogriseum, 1801 nucleotides long. RefSeq lists its product as uncharacterized. Bases 128 to 1642 code for a protein of 504 amino acids. Lineage: Eukaryota; Fungi; Ascomycota; Sordariomycetes; Cephalothecales; Cephalothecaceae. The transcript has 2 exons. The record is from RefSeq and is a predicted model, not a curated record.